Messenger RNA from Purpureocillium takamizusanense, 5103 nucleotides. RefSeq lists its product as uncharacterized. Gene Ontology annotation, biological process: regulation of ARF protein signal transduction. The record is from RefSeq and is a predicted model, not a curated record. Gene Ontology annotation, molecular function: guanyl-nucleotide exchange factor activity. The transcript is spliced from 2 exons. NCBI's taxonomy places the organism in Eukaryota, Fungi, Ascomycota, Sordariomycetes, Hypocreales, Ophiocordycipitaceae. The coding region runs from base 487 to 4764 and encodes 1425 amino acids.
GCUCAACCUCGACUGCACCAACCACCCGCGACCGGCCCAGUCGUCACGCCCACACCCUUGUUCGCAACAGACCGACAGGCACCGCGACACUGCCAGCCACUGGGCACUCGUGGGAGGGUGCUGCGCCGUUCAAGUACGAGCACAGAAAGCCAUCCAUCGGGGACCGUCAGACGCUGCUGCAGCCCCGUUGACCGAGUCUGCGUCCUACACACAGCACGCACCCGUCAACCCUACCACGCAGAUGGUAAUGGUCCUCGACUAGAGGCUGUCCGGCUCGUUGCCGCCCCUCGUCCCGUUAUCCCGUCGUCUCCCUCCGAACCUCCGCUCCCCAGGCCGCAGGCGCUCGUCGACCGUGAGCAUCGUGGACCGGCUAUACUCGCGGCCGCCGCUGCCGCCGCCGGCCGUUGCCAACGGGUGCAUUCAUCCAGCCGCGACGCAAUCCACGAGGGCCUUCGCCGACGCGUGCCAUGACAAUCGUCCGCCAAGAUGCCUUUUCUUCGCCGUCGAGCCAAUAUGGCCAGCGAGACCGAUAUGCGACGUCACACUGCCGUCGCCGGGCCUAGCGCUUCCGACGACACUGAUGCCGAUGCCGCCCGCCAUGAUGCCGUCGCUCCCGUCGCCGUGCCCGCACUAGACGCUCCGAAGAGCAAUCCCGCGCAACCUUCGAAGCAAAAGAAACACACAACUCAACCAGCCAUCGAGGAUGCCGGCAACUCCCUGUCCCGCAACGCGAGCCACGAGUCCGACUUUACCGCCAAUCGUCCUGAUACUCCCCCGAGUCCACAGCCCGAGCUUAGCAGGCACAAGCGCUUCUCUGUCUUGCGCUUCCGCAACGCCUCCGACUCCCAGUUGUCUCUCAGGGCAAAGCAGCAGGCCGAGAAUCCUCCACCUCUGCCCCGACCUCCGGCCAUCAUCACGACUGCACCGACCAAUGACAUCACAGGCCCGAAGAAAAUGUCCUCUCGCAUGAAUUUGGCGGCCAAGUUUCGACGCUCUAAUGACGUUCCGCGUGAUGGCCACAGGCCGCCAGGUGCUUCGCUCAGGAAAUCCUUCACGGACGACAGGGGCAGAUCAUCGCUGGCUACAUUGGACGAACCGGCAUCUCCCCGACCAUCAGUACAGUCAAUAUCUGCUUCGAAUGGCACAUCCCUCACUACAAUUAACAAUCGCCAAUCGGAGUCGUCGAGGUCUGACGCAAGCUCAAACGAUCGCAUAUCUCACCCGAGCCCGGCUACCACUCCCAAGAAGUCGCAGCCCUCCAUCCCCUUCUUUAAGCUUCGCAGGACGAAGAAGGCCCCUGAGCCGCUUUUCCCCUUCGCACAUUUGCAACAGAGUUCCUCUCGUUUGGCUGCAGAAUCCUCGACUUCCCUCCGGGUCGGCUCGACUCCUCGCCCGGCCUCGGCACAGAGCGCCACCACGCCUCGCGCUCAUACCGAGAGGUGCGCAGACGGCCCCGGAACUCAGGCGUCGCCUGCCGCGGGCCUUUUCCCUCGUGGAAAUGACCUUCACUCGGAUCAUUCCUCUCCGACAAGAAUUACCAUGCUACGAGGCAGGUCGUCUACCAUGAGCUCCGUAGGGCGAAACUCGACCGACGAACACCUUCUUCCCCCUACCACACGGACGUCUACGUCAACAGGCCGGAAGAGUUUCGGAGAUCUGCUUGGCUUGAGCCGCAUACGACAAAACUCCGAACUGAGUCGACAGGGGUCCCUGACUCCCGUGACGCCAGGCUCCAUCACAUCAAAGAGCAACUCUCUUCAGCUGUCCAGGAGCUCUGUUGCGUUGCCUGAACGACUUGAGGAUGAGUCGCCAACCAAAUACCUUGCACGCCUUGAGGACACUGUCAGUCGAAGGGUCAUCGCCUCAGCCUUGUCAAAGGGCACGGACCCGUUCUCCGCCGCCGUCCUAAGAAGCUACAUGCGCAGCUUCGGCUUCUUUGGCGAUCCAAUGGAUAUGGCGAUCCGCAAGUUAUUAAUGGAAGCCGAGCUCCCCAAAGAAACACAGCAGAUAGAUCGCUGCUUACAGGCAUUUGCAAACCGUUAUCAUGAAUGCAACCCUGGCAUCUACAGCUCGCCUGAUCAAGCAUACUUCAUCGCGUUCUCGCUUCUCAUUCUUCACACAGAUGUCUUCAACAAGAACAACAAGCACAAGAUGCAGAAGUCGGACUACUUGAAAAACACGCGCGGUGAAGGCAUCUUCGAUGAUGUUCUGGAAUGCUUCUACGACAACAUAUCAUACACGCCCUUUAUCCACAUGGAGGAUGAUCUCGAUCUCAGCCCAGAGCGUGUCAACUCGGGCAAGACCAAAAAGAAGCAGCUCCUCCCGGGGAACCCCGGGGACGCUGCUAAGCGCGCGGCCAAGGAGCCCAUAGACCCCUAUACACUGAUACUGGACGGUAAUCUCGAUGCGCUGCGGCCGAAUCUCAAGGACGCGAUGCACUUGGACGAUCACUACAAUUACCUUGGAACGGCAACCUGUCUCAACCUCAAAGAUUUGCAGAACACUUUUUUCAAGACAGGAGUACUGCAGAUCGUAUCGGCGCGUUCUCGACCCGAUGCGUUCAUGUCGGAAAAGACAGCCACAAACCCGGAAGACGCUCAUCCCGGCAUCGUGGACAUCAAGAUAACCAAGGUUGGCUUGCUAUGGCGCAAAGACUCAAAGAAGAGAAAGACACGAUCGCCAUGGCAAGAAUGGGGUGCCAUUCUCACGGGUGCCCAGCUGUACUUCUUCCGCAAUACAAGCUGGGUGAAGAACCUCAUGCAUCAGUACGAACAUCACGUCAAGGUUGGUAACGAUGGCAUUCCCAUCAUCUUCAAACCACCGCUGGAGGAGUUUAAGCCAGAUGCGUUGAUAUCUACUCACGGCGCUGUUGCGUUGAUGGAUUCCACCUACAAGAAGCACAAGAACGCAUUUGUCUACGUCAGACAGGGCGGGCUUGAUGAGGUCCUCCUCGCAGACAGUGAGGAAGAGCGGAACGACUGGCUGGCCAAACUCAACUACGCCGCUGCAUUUAGGACGUCUGGAAUCCGGAUGCGCGGCGUCGUCGGAGGCAAUUACGAUGGCCAGGGCCGGAGGGGUAUCAGGCGUCUCGACAGCUCUGACGCCACCCAGCUUGUGCAGACGCCCACUGGACUUGUGUCCAUUGCGCGAGGUAAGAUUGACCACAAGAUGGCAGAGGACAUUCAGACGGCUCGAAGGGACGGAAUGCAACAGAAGAUUGCGGAAGCAGAGCAAAAGGUGGAGGAAGCCCAAAAGCAACUGGAAGAGCAACUUCGAAACGCCCGUCAUUUGCAGAUCCUAGCUCCGAUCCAACCCAGAACCAGGGAGCAGCUACUGUCUGCUGCCGCGCGCCAGUCGGCCCAGCUGAAGUGGACGAGAAUGGAGAUUUGGAGAGAAAAAUGCCAUCGAGACAUUCUGAUUCAAGACCUCGCAGACGACAGGCCAGCAACCGCAUCGACAGUGGCGACCUCGCCAUCCAAAGUCCGCAUGGAGUCUGAGACGGCUUCGGUUGCGGCACCACUAUCGAUGCCUACACGGCUCGAGUCAAAGGCAAAGCGGCAAAACUCCACCGAUAGAACUCGCCCUCCCACAGACUCAAGUCUCGCCCGCUCCCUCAGCACCGCUGCAGCGGAGGAGGACACCAGUCUGUCCUCCAAAGAUUCGUCGCCGGCAACACCGCAAGCCAGCACGAAACCUCGUCCGCCAUCGCGUGAUGUUGGUCAUGCUGUGCCCGACAUGCGGAGUCCGCGCCAUGGAUCCGUUUCAAGCAUCACCACCUCGCCCAUCCAAUCUCCAGUCUCCGUGUCUCAAUCAUUGCGUCCUCUGUCUCGUGAUGGACGGAAUCCCACAGCAUCCAAUAGUGCCGACACGAACCACGAUGAUGUCGAUGCUUCUGAGCGCGACUUCUUGAAGCAAGCUGGACUGUGGGAGGCCAGGUCUACGAGGGGGUCUGUGGACAAAGGGACUGUUUCCACUUCGGCAGACAGCACAGAACACGUCGCUCCUGCUGAGCGCGACCGGCUCGAGAGGAGCAAGAUCAGGCGCAGCCUCCAGCGCACACUUAGAGAUGGCGCAGGCCACCUUUCACAUCAUCGCAGUCGCCGAGGGAGGGAACACGCGCAUGGUACCUCAUCAGAGGAUGCUCCUCAAGAGACCAUGCUGUCCCGUGGGACUGGGAGUUUCGUCGUGCACGGCAAGAAGGCAUCUGUCAUCAAUAUUGGGACCGAGAUCCAGAACAUGACACACGACGAAAAGAUCCUCGCUCGAAAGCAGCAGCAGCCACCCCAGCAGCAAGAACAAGUAGUCUCACCGGCUUCAUUUGACGAAGAACCCGAAGAUGCUUAUCACUCUGCGCCAGAGACACCAUCCGAAUCGAACGAAUCGAAUGGUCGACGAGAAUCCGCCGCCAGCGUCAGCACUACCACAGCGCGGAGCUUCAGGGAGCUUCACCGCAAGUACUCCUCUGCACAGGCAGCCAGGAGCGUUUCAGCUGGUGGAAGGCUAGUGGUGCCAUCUGAUGGUGAAAGCGAGGCUGCCGUGAGCUUCUCAGACGGACGCCGAUCGCCUCUUCCUCUAAUCGAGACGGCAUCGGAGUCGGAAGGUGAUGGAGACGAGGCGGGCGCAAAAACGAACGAAGAGCUCGGUUCGCGACUCAAAACGGCUCGUGAUCCAACAAAAGACGAGCAUGAUAGUGGCGAUGAGAUCGACCCACCGGCCGGCCGGGGUCGUCGUUCAAGCUUACCGGCAGAGAUGAUGACAGCGUGAAGGGGCAAGUGUAGUGGUAUGGGGUGAAGACGGACAAUCUGGAAUCAUGUCACAAAAUGGAUGUAGACUCGGUCGUUGCAAAGGGAGAAGCAUGCUGCAAACCAAGGCAUGGCGAGGCGUUUGACGGUGGCGAAUCCGUUCCAGGUCGCGCCCAAGGGCCAACAUCUUCCGUCAAGUUCGGAGGCAAAGUGUUACGAGUUACGGCAACGUUCUGUGGUAGACUGCUGGCUCGCAAUGGUGGCCGGACAGAGCUGCUGCUGCAGCAUCCAUUAUUUAUAGCCCUGUUUUGUAGCGUAAAAGUUGCCCUGAUUGGGUGUCGAUUUGGGCGAUUUGCACCAG